CCGCCCGCCCGCCCCGCCGCAGCCGCCGCCGCGCUCGGCCCAGUCGCGCUGAGAGAGGCCGCGCCGAGCCGAGCGCCGCCGCCCGUCACCCGCACGACAGUGUGACUGAUGAGAGUUAAAGGCCAUGGAUGAAGAUGGGCUUGAAUUGCAGCCGCAUGAGCCAAAUGCGUUUUUUGAUCCAACAGGAGCAGAUGCCACACAUAUGGAUGGAGAUCAGAUUGUUGUGGAAGUACAGGAAACAGUAUUUGUUUCAGAUGUAGUCGACUCAGAUAUAACUGUGCAUAACUUUGUUCCUGACGAUCCAGAUUCUGUAGUAAUCCAAGAUGUCAUUGAGGAUGUUGUUAUUGAGGAUGUUCAGUGCCCAGAUAUUAUGGAGGAGCCAGACGUACCUGAAACUGUCAUUAUUCCUGAACAAGUGCUGGACACAGACGUGGCUGAAGAGGUUUCUUUGGCUCAUUGCACUGUUCCAGAUGAUGUUUUGGCUUCAGACAUAACAGCAGAAGCAAUGUCUAUACCAGAACAUGUACUGACGAGCGAGUCAAUGCAUGUACCUGAAGUUGGACAUGUAGAACAUGUAGUUCAUGAUAAUGUUGAAGAAGCAGAUAUUGUCACUGAUACUCUGGGAACAGAUGUUGUUUCUGAAGAAGUCUUGGUGGCAGACUGCGCAUCGGAAGCAGUGAUCGACGCCAAUGGGAUCCCUGUGGAACAUCAAGAUGAGAAGGGCAACUGUGAAGAUUACCUGAUGAUUUCUCUGGAUGAUGCUGGUAAGAUAGAACAUGAAGGUUCUGCUGAAAUUACCAUGGAAGCAGAGUCAGAAAGUGGAUCUUGUAAAGUGGAUGGCAUUUGUCCAGAAGUCAUCAAGGUCUAUAUAUUCAAAGCAGACCCUGGAGAAGAUGAUUUAGGGGGCACAGUAGACGUUGUGGAAAGCGAGCCAGAAAAUGAUCAUGCAGUUGGCUUACUUGAUCAAAAUAGCAGUAUUCGUAUUCCAAGGGAGAAAAUGGUUUACAUGACCGUAAAUGAUUCUCAGCACGAAGACGAAGAUUUAAAUGUUGCAGAAAUAGCCGAUGAGGUUUAUAUGGAAGUGAUAGUAGGAGAGGAAGAUGCAGCAGUCGCCCAUGAACAGCAAAUUGAUGACAAUGAGAUUAAAACUUUCAUGCCAAUAGCAUGGGCAGCAGCUUAUGGUAAUAAUAACGAUGGCAUUGAAAGUCGGAAUGGCACUGCAAGUGCUCUUUUGCACAUAGAUGAGUCAGCGGGACUUGGGAGACUGGCAAAGCAAAAACCAAAGAAGAAGAGGAGACCUGAGUCCAGGCAGUAUCAAACAGCAAUAAUCAUUGGCCCCGAUGGUCAUCCACUGACAGUCUAUCCCUGCAUGAUUUGUGGAAAGAAAUUUAAAUCUAGAGGUUUCUUGAAAAGGCACAUGAAAAACCACCCGGAGCACCUUCUUACUAAGAAAAAGUACAGAUGCACAGACUGCGAUUACACUACGAAUAAAAAAAUAAGUUUACAUAACCACUUGGAGAGUCAUAAGCUGACCAACAAAACAGAAAAGCUUAUUGAGCGUGAUGAGUGUGGGAAAAGCUUCUCUCACGCGGGAGCGUUAUUUGCGCACAAGAUGGUGCACAGGGACAAAGGAGUGAAUAAAAUGCACAAGUGCAAAUUCUGCGACUAUGAGACAGCAGAACAAGGAUUGCUAAGUCAUCACCUUUUAGCUGUUCACAGCAAGAACUUUCCUCAUAUUUGCGUGGAGUGUGGCAAGGGAUUUCGUCAUCCGUCGGAGCUGAAGAAGCACAUGCGAAUCCACACUGGUGAGAAACCCUACCAGUGCCAAUAUUGUGAAUACCGAUCUGCCGACUCUUCUAACUUGAAAACUCAUGUAAAGACUAAGCAUAGCAAGGAGACGUCGUCCAAGUGUGAUAUUUGUUUCCAGACUUUUUCAGAUACCAAAGAGCUGCAGCAGCAUACACUUAUGCAUCAAGAGAGCAAAACACAUCAGUGUUUGCAUUGUGACCAUAAGAGCUCAAACUCGAGUGAUCUGAAACGACAUAUAAUUUCAGUCCACACAAAAGACUAUCCCCAUAAGUGUGAUAUGUGUGAUAAAGGCUUUCACCGGCCUUCGGAACUGAAAAAACACGUGGCGGCUCACAAGGGUAAAAAAUUGCACCAGUGCAGACAUUGUGACUUUAAGAUUGCGGAUCCAUUUAUUCUGAGUCGCCACAUACUCUCAGUUCACACAAAGGAUCUUCCAUUCAGGUGCAAGAGAUGUAGGAAGGGCUUUAGGCAACAAAAUGAGCUGAAAAAACACAUGAAAACACACAGUGGCAGGAAAGUUUAUCAAUGCGAGUACUGCGAGUAUAGCACUACAGACGCCUCAGGCUUCAAACGGCAUGUUAUUUCCAUUCAUACAAAAGACUACCCUCACCGAUGUGAGUAUUGCAAGAAGGGUUUCCGAAGGCCUUCAGAGAAGAACCAGCACAUUAUGCGGCAUCAUAAAGAUGUUGGGCUGCCUUAAAGUCUCUUUCACAGACUUACGGCUGGAAUUGCAAAGGAAUUUUGCCUUUCGGGCAGUUAGCUUAUUUUAAAGCCAAUCACCUGCGAUCACACACACACACACACACA
Tympanuchus pallidicinctus (lesser prairie-chicken) is the source of this 2616-nucleotide messenger RNA. It is a transcript of the gene ZFX, whose product is annotated as zinc finger protein X-linked. The transcript has 8 exons. Gene Ontology annotation, cellular component: nucleus. Gene Ontology annotation, molecular function: RNA polymerase II transcription regulatory region sequence-specific DNA binding; DNA-binding transcription factor activity, RNA polymerase II-specific; metal ion binding. Gene Ontology annotation, biological process: regulation of transcription by RNA polymerase II. The coding region runs from base 125 to 2509 and encodes 794 amino acids. The record is from RefSeq and is a predicted model, not a curated record. Lineage: Eukaryota; Metazoa; Chordata; Aves; Galliformes; Phasianidae.